AUCAUAAACUUUAGCGUCCAUAUAUGGAUUCAUAUGCGGUAAGGGGUUAAUACCAACCUUUUUUUUACCAACGUCAAAUUAUUAUCAUUUGACUUCAUCAUUCGCUUCGUGUCUGUAAUUUCGUAGGUUUGUUUCGUGAUUUGAAUACAAGAAAAAUGUCUUUAAAAAGUAUAUUCAGAACAGUGAGCAACUCUCGUAGUUAUUUACUAAGAUAUAAAAGUUUAGGUGCUAGUUUUAGCAAUUAUAGGAGUAUUGUGCCGUUAUCAACAAAUAUACCUAAUUUAAAGGAAGAAAAAGUAAAACUCACGUUUGUACUUUAUGAUGGAAAACGAAUUGAAACUGAAGCAAAAGUCGGUGACACAUUACUUGAUGUGGUUGUCAACAACAACCUAAAUAUAGAAGGUUACGGAGCCUGUGAAGGAACCCUUACUUGUUCAACAUGCCAUGUGAUAUUAAAACAGGAGGAUUUUGAUAGAUUACCAGAAGAGGCGAGUGACGAAGAACGAGACAUGCUUGACCUCGCUUACGGUCUCACUGACACAUCGAGACUCGGCUGCCAGAUCACAAUGACGAAGGACCUGGACGGACUCGAAGUGCAGGUCCCCGAGACAAUCAACGACGCUAGGAGUUGAUGCUGUGACGUAAUAAAUAACUUAUGACCACUUGUUGAUGAGGACUAUUGGACUUUAAUAUCGCUAGAGGCGCUUUAGUAUGUUUAAAAUGUUUAUCUGCCGCACUCUGAGACAUAAUUUAACUGAUGAUUGCAUAUGAAACAUUAGACAGUACUUAAGACGAUACGAAUAGUUUAUUUUUGGUUGAAAAAAAAACAUCUCUGAUAAUAUUUAAGGUUAUAUGUCGCCUCUGAGUGCAACAGUCAGUGAAUUAUGUUGGGAUCAAGAGCUUACUCGCCAGUGGCGCCGCCUGGUGUACAGAAAAAACAUAGUCCUCAUUGCAAUAGCGCAAAUUCCUCAACAACCAUUUAUAUCAUAGUUAAUUGACCUUUAAAAAUAGAAUACCAUGGAAGAUUAAUAUCUGCCAUAUACAGGAUGUGAACCUGGAAAAUUUCCAACUAUUAUGACUGAUUAUUGAAUUACUGUUACAUUACAAAGUUUUAUUUCAACUAUAUAUUUAUAUAACAUAUCUUCACUUCGAUUCUUUGCGGGUAGAUAGAAAAUAUGGAAUGCUAAAAAGCACG
Messenger RNA from Diatraea saccharalis (sugarcane borer), 1195 nucleotides. The record is from the annotation of a GenBank genome assembly. Lineage: Eukaryota; Metazoa; Arthropoda; Insecta; Lepidoptera; Crambidae.